Molecule: messenger RNA, 474 nt
Organism: Zingiber officinale
Lineage: Eukaryota; Viridiplantae; Streptophyta; Magnoliopsida; Zingiberales; Zingiberaceae
Exons: 1
Coding region: 1-474 (157 amino acids)
Source: RefSeq, a predicted model, not a curated record
AUGGCGAGGGCGACGGGAGGAGGUAAGAGUUACCGCUUCGCCGCCGGCGAGGAGGAGGAGGCAGCAGCGGCUGGGCAGGUGGAGUGCAGCCGGUCGUGCACGGCGGUGGUGGUGGCGGACUGCGUGGCUCUGGGGUGCUGCCCGUGCGCGGUGGCGGCGGCGCUGGGGUGGCUGGCGCUGGUGAAGGCGCCCUGGGCGGCGUCGCGGCGCUGCGUGAGGAUGCUGAGGAGGUCUCUACGCCGGCGCAGAGUGGGGGACGAUGACCGGAAUGAUGAGAAGGGGAAGAAGAAGGCGACGCCGAGGGGGGCGGAGGAGACGGUGGCGAGGAGGAGCGACUGGGAGGAAGCGAGGGAGCUGGUCGAAGGAAUGGGUUCGAGAUUUGAACCGGACCGGAUUUGGUUGGAACUGUAUCAGAUCGGGCAGUGGGGGUUUGGGAGGUUGUCCUUCUCCGGACUUCAAGGGGGCGACUCGUAA